Messenger RNA from Blepharisma stoltei, 514 nucleotides. The record is from the annotation of a GenBank genome assembly. Lineage: Eukaryota; Ciliophora; Heterotrichea; Heterotrichida; Blepharismidae.
AUGGAAAGAAAUCAAGAUGAUACUGAAGAACAAGAUGAAUCUGACGAAGUAUGAUAAAAUUUAGGAAUUCUCUAAAAUUGCAAUCGAAAACUCAAAGGAAGCAUUAGAUUUUGCUUGCAGAUUUGCUGUUAGACCAGAUGAAAGAAAAAAAUCUCAACUCCAAAUCUUAAAGACUUCUUACGAAACUCACAACAGCUUUCCCAAAAAACCUCUAAUGAAUGACGUUGAGCAAUAUAAAAAGCUUGACUUAGAUGCUCUUUUCUUUAUAUUUUACCAUCAGCAAGGAAGUUAUCAGCAAUUUGUUGCGAGUAAGCUAUUAAAAUCUAAAGAUUGAAUUUAUCAUAAGCAAUAUCAAACUUGGUUUCAAAGACAAGGGAAUCCCAAAGCAACUUCCCCUGAAAAGGAGCUAGGAACUUAUCUGUAUUUUGACUAUGAAGUUAAAUGGACUCAACAAAAAAAAGCCAAUUUCGAGCUAGAGUAUGCGAAAAUUGAAAAUGAUGUGAAAUUUAAAUAA